Molecule: messenger RNA, 495 nt
Organism: Trifolium pratense (red clover)
Lineage: Eukaryota; Viridiplantae; Streptophyta; Magnoliopsida; Fabales; Fabaceae
Product: receptor-like protein EIX1
Exons: 1
Coding region: 1-495 (164 amino acids)
Molecular function (GO): protein binding
Source: RefSeq, a predicted model, not a curated record
AUGGAAAACAUGUCUCAAGUUGGGUUGUUAAUAUUACUAGUUUGUAACUUGCUACUUGCAAUCUCUGUUAAAAGCAAUACUAUAGCUAUAGAAUGCUUAGAUUCUGAUCAUGAAGCUCUAAUAGACUUCAGAAAUGGCCUUAAGGAUUCCCACAACCGUCUCUCGUCAUGGAGAAGCCGAAACUGUUGUCAAUGGCACGGAAUAUAUUGCGAUAACAUUACAGGUGCGGUUGUUGCAAUUGAUCUCCGUAACCCGCAUCCAGUGUCAUUUGAUUCUUCUACUGGAAAGAAUCAAAUGUGGAACCUAACUGGUGAGCUAAGGCCAUCUUUGAUGAAGCUCAAGUCACUAAGGCAUUUAGACUUGAGCUUCAACUCGUUCAAAAGAAUAUCAAUUCCUAAAUUUUUAGGAUCGCUGGUGAAUUUGCAAUACCUUAGCCUGUCGAAUGCUGGCUUUGCCACCACAUUUGGGAAACCUUUCUCACUUGCAGUCUCUUGA